Neltuma alba is the source of this 3887-nucleotide messenger RNA. RefSeq names its product phototropin-1. Gene Ontology annotation, biological process: protein phosphorylation. The record is from RefSeq and is a predicted model, not a curated record. The transcript has 23 exons. Bases 717 to 3686 code for a protein of 989 amino acids. NCBI's taxonomy places the organism in Eukaryota, Viridiplantae, Streptophyta, Magnoliopsida, Fabales, Fabaceae. Gene Ontology annotation, molecular function: ATP binding; protein kinase activity.
GAACUUCUCUCAUGCUUGCCGAAUUGUCCUUAUCCUGGGCUGAGCUCUUUGAUGAACUCUUGUAAUGUAAACUUUUAUAUAUGUUACCUCCAAAGCCGCUGGUGACUUUUCCGAUCGACACUUGUCCCGCUUCACACUUGCACGCUAACUUGUUUAGUGACUAUAACCAUUCUCCUAGACUUCAACCGAGUCGUCAACACUUCUCAAUCGAUUUCCAGGCAUUAAGGAUGCUCUGCAUUAUGCAGAGCUUCCAUGACUUAUCAGAGACAGUAAUAUCCCGCAGACACCGUGCUGCUGUUACUUUUAUAUUGCCAUAAUUAGCAAAGAACCCACGCAUUGUCCUCGUCUCGGCUUUAAUGUAUUGAUAAAUUAUGUCUCCCUCGUAUUUCUCCAGUCACAUACUCCAGUUUCACUUACCGUUGACAAAAUCUACCUAGAGUGAUGUGUGAUAUGCUUCCAUCACUCUCCAGAGUCCCUAUUACAAUUACUGACCCUACCCCACGAUACUCUCAUAUAAAUGCUAAUCUCUUGAACUACAACAACUAUGUGUGUGGGAGUCCGAGUUGAAUUUCGGACUCGAUCAUUAUUCUCCACACAUUAAUAACUUCAUCUAAUCACUGAGAUUCAAAACAGGGAGAGAUGGAGGGUCUAUACUGAAAUUUUGUUCGUAAUAUUCACAUUCUGAUUACAUAUGAACGCUUCGUAACAGUGGGGAGAUGGAGCAGUCAGAAAAACCAGCAAAGCAAUCACAAAAAAGGUCAUCAUUUCCGAGAGACCCUCGUGGUUCGCUCGAAGUGUUCAACCCUUCCUCCUACUCAACGGACAGUCCAUCAGAUUCGCCGUUCCGAUCUCAGCCAAAGUGGAAAACUUGGACAGAGCAACCGACCACCGCCACCCACAAGGAUGAAGUCACCAGCACAUCAUGGAUGGCCCUCAAGGACUCCAGUAGUCCAUCGCAGCAGACUCUGUCCGCCAUUCUUAACGAGCGACCUGAGCAGACCCCGAAAUCCCCGUCCUCCGUGAAUUUUGCCGGAGAAGUAGGCACGGCAGCGCAGAGAGCUGCUGAGUGGGGACUGGUGCUGAAGACUGACACGGAGACGGGGAAGCCGCAGGGAGUGGUUGUGAGAAACUCGGGAGGAGAGGAACCAAGUGCGAAGAUCUCAGGUACCUCGAGAAGGAACUCAAAUAACUCGGUGAGAAGCUCCGGUGACUCGUCGGAAGACGGAGGAAAAGAAAUACGGGGAUUUCCGAGAAUUUCAGAGGAUUUGAAGGAUGCUUUGUCGAUGUUCCAACAGACUUUCGUGGUCUCGGAUGCGACCAAACCCGAUUAUCCGAUCAUGUAUGCUAGUGCCGGAUUCUUUAAGAUGACGGGUUAUACUUCCAAGGAGGUCAUUGGAAGGAACUGUCGCUUUUUACAGGGAGCGGGUACGGAUCCGGAGGACGUGGCAAAGAUAAGGGAGGCGCUGCAAGCAGGGACGAGUUACUGUGGAAGAUUACUGAAUUACAAGAAAGAUGGCACUCCUUUCUGGAACCUCCUCACCAUUUCACCCAUCAAGGACGACGAUGGCCAAGUCCUCAAAUUUAUUGGAAUGCUAGUAGAGGUUAGCAAGCAUACGGAGGGGUCCAAGGAGAAGACGCUACGUCCCAAUGGAUUACCCGAAUCUUUGAUUCGAUAUGAUGUUCGUCAAAAAGAGAAGGCUUCCUCUGCAGUAUCUGAGUUAGUAAAGGCAGUGAAGCGGCCCCGAGCAGUCAGUGAAUCAGGAAAACGUCCAUUGAUAAGAAAAUCUGGAGGUGAUGAAGAACAUAAAGUAGAAAGUUUGCCAAGGAGGAAAUCAGAGAGCGUUGCUGCAUUAAGGCCAAAACCACAUGGGGGGCGUCGAAAUUCAAUGCAGCAAAUCAAUGAGCUGCCUGAAAAGAAACAGAAAAAUCGUCGUCGUUCUUUCAUGGGGUUCAUUAAAAAAAGUCAGCCCAAUGAUGAGAGCUUUGAAGACAAUGAAAUUGUGGAGGGCAGCUCAGGGAGUGAGGAAGAAGAUGAGAGGCCUGAUAGUAUUGAUGACAACAAACUAGCGCAAAGGGAGAAGCGAAAGGGUCUUGAUCUUGCAACAACACUUGAGCGUAUUGAGAAGAACUUUGUCAUUACAGAUCCAAGAUUGCCUGAUAAUCCCAUCAUCUUCGCAUCUGAUAGUUUCCUAGAACUCACCGAGUACAGUCGUGAAGAAAUUUUGGGAAGAAAUUGCAGGUUUUUGCAAGGGCCUGAAACUGAUCCAGCAACUGUGAGAAAAAUUAGAGAGGCGAUUGAUAACCAAACAGACGUUACGGUGCAGCUGAUUAAUUAUACAAAGAGUGGCAAAAAGUUCUGGAACUUGUUUCAUCUGCAAGCUAUGCGUGAUCAAAAGGGAGAAGUACAAUAUUUUAUUGGAGUUCAACUUGAUGGUAGCCAGCAUGUGGAACCUCUUCACAACUGUAUUGCAGAAAACACGGCAAAGGAGGGAGAACAGUUGGUUAAACAAACUGCAGAAAAUGUUGAUGAGGCAGUGAGAGAACUUCCGGAUGCGAAUUUGACACCAGAAGAUUUAUGGUUAAACCACUCAAAAGUGGUCCUUCCAAAACCUCAUAGGAAGGAUAACCCUGCUUGGAGUGCUAUCCUGAAGAUCCUGGAAAGUGGAGAGCAGAUAGGCUUGAACCAUUUUAGGCCAAUCAAACCUUUGGGAUCUGGGGACACUGGCAGUGUGCAUUUGGUGGAGCUAUGUGGAACUGGCCAAUAUUUUGCCAUGAAGGCUAUGGACAAGGGUGUUAUGCUAAAUCGCAACAAGGUGCAUAGAGCUUGCACAGAGAGAGAAAUCCUCGACAUGUUGGAUCAUCCUUUUCUUCCCGCAUUAUAUGCUUCUUUUCAGACCAAAACGCAUAUUUGCCUGAUAACUGAUUAUUGUCCCGGUGGAGAACUGUUCCUGCUUCUAGACCGGCAGCCAACAAAAGUUAUCAAAGAAGAUGCAGCAAGGUUUUACGCUGCUGAGGUUGUGGUUGCCCUGGAGUACCUUCAUUGUCAAGGAAUAAUAUAUCGGGAUUUGAAGCCAGAGAAUGUAUUACUCCAGAGCAACGGGCAUGUGUCUCUGACAGAUUUUGACUUGUCAUGUUUAACAUCCAGCAAACCACAGCUUUUAAUUCUACCUUCAAAUGAAAAGAAGAAACAGAAGGGACAACAAACUCCAAUAUUUGUGGCCGAACCUAUGAGAGCUUCAAAUUCUUUUGUUGGCACAGAAGAGUACAUUGCUCCGGAAAUUAUAACUGGUUCAGGCCAUACUAGUGCUGUGGAUUGGUGGGCUCUUGGCAUUCUUCUGUAUGAAAUGAUGUAUGGAUAUACACCAUUCAGGGGGAAGACAAGGCAGAAAACAUUUGCUAAUAUUCUUCACAAGGAUCUUAAAUUUCCCAAAAGUAAACCGGUAAGUCUCCAUGGAAAGCAGUUGAUACACAGGUUGUUGCACAGAGAUCCCAAAAACCGAUUGGGCUCACAGGAAGGAGCAAACGAAAUAAAGCGGCACCCAUUCUUCAAAGGUGUCAAUUGGGCCCUCGUUCGUAGCAUGAACCCUCCUGACCUGGACGCUCCUCUCUUCCGGGCAACUGAAGAUGAGAAGGAAGUCAGAAUUGUUGAUCCUGCACUGGAGCAACUGCCAACAGAUUAUUUCUGAAAGAUUUGAGCUUGAAAGAUAUACCUCUAUCAAGAAACACAUGAUGUGCCUUCGAGUUGUUAAGCAAAGGAAUUUUAUUCUAGUCGUAGGCAAGGCCUUAAGUCUCUCUCUCUCUCUGUCUCUCGGUAAUUUAUAAAUAGUUUGAAUGGAAUGCUUCUAAUUUGCCUGGUAAAGUUGUAAAUAUUUAGCCAUGUUUUACUC